Messenger RNA from Lontra canadensis (Northern American river otter), 1233 nucleotides. RefSeq names its product CD8b molecule (gene CD8B). NCBI's taxonomy places the organism in Eukaryota, Metazoa, Chordata, Mammalia, Carnivora, Mustelidae. The record is from RefSeq and is a predicted model, not a curated record. Gene Ontology annotation, molecular function: MHC class I protein binding; coreceptor activity. Bases 80 to 709 code for a protein of 209 amino acids. The transcript has 6 exons. Gene Ontology annotation, biological process: regulation of immune response. Gene Ontology annotation, cellular component: cell surface.
CCCCGCUCCCCACCCACUGCCAGCCUGGACUGUCUCAGCAGCGUGCUGCUGGGACCAGGUGUCCCCGGGGCGUGCCAAGAUGCAGCCGGGGCUCUGGCUCCUCCUGGCCGCGCAGCUCGCAGUUCUCCAUGGCAGCUCGGUGCUGCAGCAGACCCCGCCAUCCUUAAUGAUUCAGACUGACAAGACAGUGGUGAUGUCCUGUGAAGCCACAGCCUCCCGCACUAGCACGCGCAUCUACUGGCUGAGACAACGCCAGGCUCCAAGCCCAGACAGUCACCAUGAGUUCCUGGCCGCCUGGGAUUCCCUAAGAGGGAUUGUGUAUAGCCAAAAGGUGAAGCAAGAGAAGCUGACUGUGUUUCCGGAUGCAGGCCGGUCCAUUCUCAAUCUAACUAAAGUGGAGCCUGCAGACAGUGGCAUCUACUUCUGCAUGACCAUCGGGAACCCUGAGCUGAACUUCGGGAAGGGAACUCAGCUGAGCGUGGUUGAUGUCCUUCCCACCACUGCCCAGCCCACCAAGAAGACCACCACGAAGAAAAGGUGCCGGCCCCCAAGCCCAGUGACCCAGAAGGGCCCAUCCUGUGGCCCCGUCACCCUCGGCCUCUUGGUGGCCGGAGUCCUGCUUCUGCUGGUGUCCUUGGGAGUGGCCAUCCACCUACACCGCCUGCGGAGGAGAGCCCGGCUUCGUCUCCUGAAACAGUUUUAUAAAUGAGCAAAAAAUACGCUUUUGGGGUCCUGCUACAAAAAUGCAUUGGUCAAUAAGAAGCAAGAUCUAGAAAAAUGAGAGAGAAGGGCCACGUUCAACUCACUCCACUGUGGAAAUUUCACUGACCUGCUGAAGUUGCCUGCUUUUAACUAUUCCAAGUGCUCUCUCUGGGCCUCACACAUGGGAGCAACUUGUUAGUUGGUCAUCGGGAGUCACAGAGAGAAGGCUUCAGAGCCCCCCAAAAGCUUCCUGCAACUCGGAGGGGGGUGCACACUGGAGGAUGGAGUAGAAAAUGCCGCCAUGACACCACUUCCAGCUCCCGAACUCCCCUGGGUUAGGCUGGGACCUUUGUGUUGGCCGUCCAGCCCCCUUCUCGCCAGUUGCUUUGCCCCGAAAGGGCAGUGACAUGGAGUCCUGAGUCUCUCAUGGGAUGGCCCAGGAUGGCUCCUCCUUGGUCUUCCCAGGCUGGAGCUGACUGUCCUCAUGGAGAGCCCCAGAGACCAGCCCCAGCUUGGAAACCAGCUUUCUGU